Molecule: messenger RNA, 1492 nt
Organism: Clupea harengus (Atlantic herring)
Lineage: Eukaryota; Metazoa; Chordata; Actinopteri; Clupeiformes; Clupeidae
Gene: actr6
Product: actin related protein 6
Source: RefSeq, a predicted model, not a curated record
CUUUUAUAAACCGACGGACCUCCUCUUGAAUCCCUUGAUGUUAGCCUAGCUAUUUGUGUAGUACUGCGCUAAGGGCUUUCACUUGUCGUUUUUCCAUUGACUGCAAAGUUCAUUGAUGAACAUUGGAAAAUGACAACUCUUGUACUAGAUAACGGGGCAUACACGGCGAAAAUAGGAUACAGUCAUGAAAAAGUAAGCGUUAUUCCGAAUUGCCAAUUCCGUUCCAAGACCUCGCGGUUGAAGACCUUUACUGCCAACCAGUUGGAUGAAAUAAAGGACCCAUCAGGACUCUUUUACAUCCUUCCCUUUCAAAAGGGAUACCUGGUGAAUUGGGAUGUGCAGCGAAAAGUGUGGGAUCACCUAUUUGGGAAAGAAAUGUUUAAGGUGGACUUUGCAGAUACGAGUGUAGUCAUUACAGAACCCUACUUCAAUUUCACCUCUAUCCAAGAGUCUAUGAAUGAGAUCUUGUUCGAAGAGUACCAGUUCCAAGCUGCUCUCAGAGUAAAUGCUGGAUCAUUAAGUUCGCACAGAUACUUCCAUGAGAACAAUUCAGAGCUAUGUUGCAUCGUGGUGGACAGUGGCUUUUCCUUCACACACAUUAUACCGUAUUGUAGAGGCAAGAAAAUGAAGGAUGGGAUCUGCAGGAUGAAUAUUGGGGGUAAGCUACUGACGAAUCACUUGAAAGAGAUCAUUUCAUACCGGCAGCUACAUGUCAUGGAUGAGACGUAUGUGAUCAACCAGGUCAAAGAAGAUGUCUGCUAUGUUUCCCAAGACUUCUACAAGGAUAUGGAGAUAACACAGCUGAAAGCAGAAGAAAACAUGGUGAUGAGGGACUAUGUACUGCCAGAUUUUAGUGGAAUAAAGAAAGGUUUCUGUAAGCCACGUGAGGAGAUGAAUUUCACUGGAAAGUACAAGACCAGUGAGCAGAUCUUGCGUCUGACUAAUGAGAGGUUUGCUGUCCCAGAGAUGCUCUUUCAUCCCUCUGACAUUGGCAUUCAGGAGAUGGGCAUCCCGGAGGCACUAGUCAACUCCAUCAACAACAUGCCUGAAGAGAUGCAGCCUCAUUUCUUCAAGAACAUAAUCCUAACAGGCGGAAACACGCUGUUUCCCGGGUUUAGGGAUCGUGUGUACAAAGACGUCCGCAUGCUGGCCCCAACGGAAUUUCAGGUUUCAGUUGUGCAACCACAGAAUCCAAUUUGCUACCCAUGGGAGGGAGGAAAGCUACUGGCUGAAAAUGCUGACUUUGAGGAGAUGGUGGUCACUCGGGAGGACUAUGAGGAGAAUGGACAUUUUAUAUGUGAAGAAAAGUUUGAUAUUUAGUUUGUUUUUGGAUUUUUUUUUUUAAUGUACAGCAAUAUGAGCUAUUGACUAGGAUGAGGUGUGGAAAAGAUGAAUUUCCUUUAAAUUGUAAAUAUUGUAAAUAUCUCUUUUUAUAUUAAAGACUUCCAUUUCAUGUAAUGUGCAUCGUAAAUAAAAAAAAACUUUUUCCCGA